CAGCGGGGUGUCACUCACUCUGCGUCUCGCUCGCUCUCUGCCCGGGUUAAUCUUUUCUUCUGAAGUGGGGAUGACAAUGGCCGAGUGUUAAAAGCACCAUGGCCGCUCAAAGGAAUCUGGGGGAACUACGUGAAGUUAUGUGCAACAAGUCUGGAGAUUGUCUACUCAGCUGUCUAGACCACAGAGGAGCACUUUUAUGCAACACGUUUGGAGAAGUUUGGAAGAGGAACUAAACUGGAUUUUUAGUGUUUGUUUUUGAGACAUGGCUCUGUCCCAGUUACAGUGCCUGGACGAUAACCACGUGAACCAUCGGACCAACGAGUCCAAACCGGAGUUCUUGUACAGCGAAGACCAGCGGCUCGCGCUCGAGGCUUUCCUUCGUGAUGGUCGCGAGGCGUUUUUUAAGUACCUGGGGGCUCGCGGCCUGCGCGGCUUUCUGUCGGACCUGGAGUUGGACUCUCUCGCGGAGACGGUGGAGCCCUAUGACCCGGGUACAGACAUCUUUCCGGAGGAUGCAGGGGAAGAUCAGACAGCGCUGUCUCUGCACUACUGGCCCGAGUUGUCGGAUAGGUCCAUCCCACAGAUGGACCUGGGGUGGCCGGACUGCGCCUCUUACCGGGGGGUUACACGCACAUCCGUGUACACGCAGCCACCCCUGGACGAUCAGGCUCACAUCAAGGAGGUCAUCAGGAAAAUGAUUGCGCAGGCGCAAAAGGUUAUAGCAGUAGUGAUGGAUGUGUUUACUGAUGUUGACAUCUUCAGGGAUUUGCUCGAUGCCAGUUUCAAGAGGAAAGUUUCUGUCUACAUCCUUUUGGAAAGCUCAACACUACCUCAUUUCCGGUCCAUGUGUCAGAGGGCACAAAUGCAUGCCGGACACUUCAAGAACCUCCGGGUACGCUGCACAGAUGGAGCAGAGUUCUACACCCGGUCCUGCACUAAGAUCAGAGGGCGAAUGGGACACAGGUUCAUGUUCAUCGAUGGAGACAAAGCUGUGUCUGGAUCCUACAGUUUCACAUGGUCGUCAUCGAGGCUGGACAGAAAUCUCAUCUCCGUGAUUACAGGCCAGGCAGUGGAGACCUUCGACAAGCUGUUUCGAGUCCUCUAUGCGACCUCCCACUCAGUAGACCUCCGUAAGGACGCCACAGAGCCUGAACCUGAAGCGGAGCCCAUCCCAGCACCUGCCGCAGUCGUCCCUCCGUCUGCUGAGAUGGUUAGGAAACUGUACAGCGCCAAAUAUGCCCUGGUUGCUUUGGGCAACCCAAACACAACUCCUCCUCCAGAGCCCAAAAAUUCAGACGACUCCAAGAACCAGGGAACCAAAAAGCGUGGGGGGAAAGGGGCUAAUAAAGAAGCCACACAGGACGCUCCGCCCACACACCCCGGACUCAUAGAUCUAGAAAAAGCAUGCAUGAUGUCAUACCUACCCACCUGGCCAGAGCCAGAUCCGGCCAGUGAUGUCAUUGGGUUCAUUAACAUCCGUGAUAACAGAAAACAAAAUCAGGUCCAUCUACAGAGGUCGGAGAUGUAUGAAACCAGCCAAGCAAUCAGGUUCAGCAGUCCCUUCAGCAAGGCAAAAGAAAUCCUGCCGAGGUCGCUACGCCGAGAGACUUUACGAUUAAACAGAAGGAAGUGAAUGAACUCCAGCCGGCACAAGAAAAAACGAAGGCUAAAGAGGCGGCGGUAGAUGUAGCCCCGCCAACUAAACCCAACAAAGGUCCUAGUGAGAUCAAAAGUAAAACAGAGGAACCUGUCAAGAAAUUACCUGCAGCCGUACCACAGUCUAAGUCCAACAAAAACACUACGACCAAUCACAACAAGCAUUCGAACACCUCCCCCAAACAAGAUGCAGGCCACAACAACACACCUCAACUCAAAGCACUAACUUCUCCCCAAUCCAGAAGCGAAACAUCCCCUCCUGACACUAAAGGAUCUACACACACCACGCAAACUGUCACCACCCUCUCUGAGUCAAACACUAAAACAGAAGUUGACAGUAUUUCAAACGGACAAGAGGAGGUUGGGAGCAGGACACGAGCCCUGGAGGCGAGCUGUACACAAGACUCACACCUGCAUAGUCCUACUGACGUGAUCUCAAACACAGAACCACACACACAAUCAAAGACACAUACAGACUCACAAUCGCAGGCUGAUCACACACAGUCACAAAACUCCUCUGAAAUAGCUCCUAUCAUCCAGACUCCCACCACCAACAGCCACAAGCCUUCCCCACAGUCUGUCAGUUCAACCCCCCUCUCUGGAAACAGUCCCGUCUCCAUCACUACAAGCAAGAAUCCCGGUUACUGCUCUCCUUUAACCACUGUUAGCUCUUCCUCCAUUCCUGCUCUCACCUCUUCUUCUACAACUCUCAAUCCUGCCCUCCCUUUGUCCUCAGCAUCCCCAUCUGCGGCUUCAACACCACCCAUUCCUAAACCUCGUACUGUCCAGCUGGUUAUCAAGGGCGACGUCACCGACAAUGGCCAGAAAAUCCAAGAGGUCAGAGUUGUCCCGAUAGCCGAGAAAAGCACAACACCAGUAAUGGUCCUAAAUGAACCUGCUGUAGCAACAACGGUGCAAACAUCGCCUGAAAAAGUGGCUGAGAUAGUCCAAGAACUGCAGAACGGCAGCCAAGGCGAGACAGGGGCGCAGAAAACUGCAAUGGACAUUUUAAAUGUGGUAGAAGCACCACAACAAAAGUGGAGUGUGAUUUCCCAAGAACCAAAGAAUGAGGAAGAUGUUGGAGGAGAUGACAGAGCAGGAAUGCAAUUGAUAGCCGGACACAAAGCCGAGUCGGACUCUUUGAAGGUGCCAACACACACUGAUGGCACACAUGCAGGUACACACAGUCAGCAAGGUAAUCCAAGUUUGACACCUGAACACCCCGCAGACAGUACACCAGAUACUGCCAAACAUAACACAACACACAACAACAUCCAACCAAAACCUUCUAAAGCACCAGGAGGCACACACACACCUGAAAAACCCCUGCGAUUACAUCUCUCGGAAAUACACACUCCAGACUUGCUUUCGCCGACAUCCGAGAGAGAAUUGCGUUCCCUCACGGCUCUGACCCGCAGUCCCACUCCGGAUGGAUUUCUUCCACGUUCGCCCACCCCAGAUUUCCGAACGCCUACCUCGGAUUUUCGCACAUACACUACAGACUUUCAAACGCCAACACCUGAUGGUUAUAUAUCACCAAGCACUGACUCCGCUCCUUCAACCACUUCAGAUGAGUUUUACGAAUGUUGUGAGAGCCCUUUCCAAGAGCCUGUCCUUGAGCAAUUAGCUCCCCUGAACCAUGUGAUGACAGAGGAGCAUAUUAGCUUAGCACACACAAAUAAUGCUAAUGCUACCAGUCCUGUAUACAUAAAUUCUAACUCUCUUGCUGGUACAUUAGGCAGUAUAGACAUGAAUACCUUUAGUAGUGAAACAGAGAGUUUAUCUGAGCAUGAGGAAGAAAAGGUGAGGAAGCUGAGCGAGGAGGCUAAGAGAAAAGCUAACCAUUUAAAAGAUGUUAAAGAGACAGGCGACAUAAACAAGGAGGCGCAACCUCAAGCGCCGAAGAAAAAGAAGGUGCUCAUUGAAUCAGCAGCAGAGAGACAGGUCAAAGGAGGAAGGACCACAGAUGACCUUCAACUAACGAAGGGAUUCUCUGAGGGAAAGAGGCCGGACACAGAGAAGGCCGGAGACAACGUGGAGAGGAUGAACAGGCCUCAGGCGACUGACGGACAAAAGCGAACAACAGUGACAUAAAAGCUUUUGCAUGCUUCUCCCAACCCUCCACGAGGACAGCAGCAGGACAGAGAAGCGUCCUCCUCCUUCCCACCACCGCGACCCUCUCGAGCCCUCUCACCCAACUGGGCUAAAGGGCCCAGGGAGAGCCGCCAGCAGAACGAGGCAGAAAGCAAGGUGCUCCCUGGUAAUGCCAUCUUUCCUCAUAGACCGCCAUCCAGACCGCCUCCUCCUGUGAAUGCGGGUGCUGUCGGAACCAGGCAGAAGCAGGCUGUAGUCUCCCAAAGCCAGCAGAGCUUCUUCUCUCGACAGCUUUCAGCAGCGCAGGACAGAACGAGAGCUGGACAGAUGCAGAAUCAACACGCUUACCCAAAACCCCAAACCUCCUUUCUCCUCCCACAGUCUCACAGAGGGCUGCAACUUCAUACUCAGUCCCAGAACCAGGCGGGAUCACUGCAGGAGGCACAUUGGCAGGAGGAAGGAAAAAAUCCAUUUAGUGUCACUUUCAGCAGGCUGUACAGCCUUAAGGGCCUGAAGGAGAAGAUGAGCCGGCUGCCAGCGCAGAGCAAGAGAGGCAGCGGCAGCGCUUAUGGACAGAGACACAAUAGCACAAGCUAGUCUGCUACCAUCAGUCUUACUGUAGCACAUCAGGCCAAAUAAAUUAAGAUACACCUCCAAAACAAAGCUUGCCUUGACACGGUAUGUGUUCUGUGAAAGCAAAAAGAGAAUUAACAGAGCGAGCUUUUCUACCUUACACGUUGAACUGAACUUUGAACUUUGACCCAUGACUCACGGUGUUGACCGGCUGCUGUCUCGUCAGACGGAGGAUGCACUUUAAGUUGUUUUCCACGUGGCAGUAUGAAACCACUCCUACGCAUGAUGUUUUGCUCAUUAUAAGACCAAACAAAGUGUGAUUGGAUAAGUAGUUUUCCUUUUCCUUUGAAUUCUUCUUUCUACUGUUCUGCAUCUUAAACUUGAAACGUACUUUUCAUGUUGAACAUCCAGCUGCCUUUUCUGAGUAACUACAUUCGUUGAGGUUCUGACCUCUGAUAUUAUGAAUGGACUGCACUUCUGGAGUUAUCACAUGGUUUGCAAUGGUUUUAUGGUCUUUUUCACCCAGGGCUCCCUAGUUAUUGAACAACUUUAUAAUUGAGUUGUAUGUAAAAAACAGAGCGUGAAAAUGUAAAUACUAAAUGCUUAAAUUGUUUGAGUUACCACCAAAAACAUAAUAUAUUUAAAAGUAUUUCACUUAACAUAAAACUGCUGCUUUUCCUCCAUUAUCUGUACAUAAACUGUGGAUCACACACAAAAGAAAAAGUUGUUUCCAUGAUCUCUGAAACAUUUGAAGCUAAACAUCAUAAAUCUCCGCUUGCUUUCUCUAUUGCUUUGUCAUUUCAUUCAGAAAUCUUUUGAAUGUGGUGGAUUGUCUUUCCUUACAGUAGGAUAGUUUGUGAAUGUGUGCUUCCAAUAUUAAGUAACCGGGAGUGUAUUGAAAUAUGUUCUAUGACAUGUUUAAUGUGCACACAUUCUGUAUUUACAGAUGUACUUGUACUUUGUGUGAUUCUGAACAAUGCUGGAAACCAUUGAAUGUCACACAGAGAUUUACUAUUUGCUACAAUUGCUUUCCGUUCUGAUGGCAGUAAAAUCAUUUGAAUGGCUCUCCUCAUGACAGUAGCUGUUUAUACUGUGAGUGAGUGGGAGCAUUUUUCCCACAUUUGUAUUGUUAAAGUUCAAGAGUGUUUGUGGUACAAAUUUGAAUUAAAAAACGUGUGAUGCAGA
Molecule: messenger RNA, 5508 nt
Organism: Eleginops maclovinus (Patagonian blennie)
Lineage: Eukaryota; Metazoa; Chordata; Actinopteri; Perciformes; Eleginopidae
Product: protein FAM83G-like
Exons: 6
Coding region: 263-1633 (456 amino acids)
Biological process (GO): signal transduction
Molecular function (GO): protein kinase binding
Source: RefSeq, a predicted model, not a curated record